CGCCUCGCCUCUCCUGUCCUCUCGCCUCGCGCCCCAACGCUCACCUCACGCGUUUCGCGGCACUCGGAAGAUCUGCCUCGCCUCGGCUAGCCGGCAGCACGGCACAGCGCCGCCCCGCCCGCCCAACACCGCCGCACGCGCCGCGCGCCGCUCCUUCCCGACAGCCACAUGUCUGCCUUUGCCGCCACCGCCAUCCGCCGCCUCUCCCAAACACAGCGCAUCAUGUCGCAGAUCAACGACGUCUACAUCCUCUCGGCCGCGCGCACGCCCGUCGGCUCGUUCAACGGCGCGCUCAAGAAGCUCAGCGCGCCGGCGCUCGGCGUCGUCGCCGUCAAGGCGGCCAUCGAGCGCGCGGGCCUCAAGCCCGAGCAGAUCGAGGAGGUGUACAUGGGCAACGUGCUGCAGGGCAACGUCGGCCAGGCGCCCGCGCGCCAGGUCGUGCUCGGCGCCGGCUGCCCCUACUCGACCGAGGCAACGACGAUCAACAAGGUCUGCGCCAGCGGCAUGAAGGCCAUCAGCCUCGCCGCGCAGAACAUCAUGCUCGGCCAGCGCGACAUCAUGGUUGCCGGCGGCAUGGAGAGCAUGAGCAACGCGCCCUACUACGCCCCGCGCGGCGCCACCUUUGGCCACCAGCAGCUGCUUGACGCCAUCGUCAAGGACGGCCUGCACGACGUGGAGAACCAGGUGGCGAUGGGCAACUGCGCCGAGAACACGGCCAAGGCGCAGUCCAUCACGCGCGAGGACCAGGACGCGUACGCCAUCGAGUCGUACAAGCGCGCCGCCGACGCCUGGAAGGCCGGCGCGUUCAAGAACGAGAUCGCACCCGUCGUGAUCGCCGACAAGAAGGGCGACGUGACCGUCUCCGAGGACGAGGAGUACAAGAACGUCAAGCUCGAGAAGAUCCCGACGCUGCGCCCCGUCUUCGACAAGAACGGCACCGUCACCGCCGCCAACGCCUCGACGCUCAACGACGGCGCCUCGGCCGUCGUGCUCGCCAGCAAGUCGGCUGCUGACAAGCUCGGCGCCAAGCCGCUGGCCAAGAUCAUCUCCUUUGCCGACGCCGCAUGCGCGCCCAUCGACUUCCCGAUCGCGCCGGCGUACGCCAUCCCGGCUGCGCUGAAGCGUGCCGGCCUGGAGAUCAAGGACAUCGCCCGGUUCGAGAUCAACGAGGCCUUCUCCGCCGUCGCCAUCGCCAACAACAAGAUCCUGGGCCUCGAUGCGUCCAAGGUCAACGUGCUCGGCGGCGGUGUGUCGCUCGGCCACCCGAUCGGCUCGUCGGGCUGCCGCAUUGUCGUGUCGCUCGCCCACCAGCUGCAGCCGGGAGAGUACGGCUGCGCGGGUGUCUGCAACGGUGGCGGCGGUGCUUCGGCCAUUAUCAUCCAGCGCAUCUAAGCCAGAGUUGUCAGAGGGGAGACGUCGCUGUGAGGGCUCAGAC
Messenger RNA from Tilletiopsis washingtonensis, 1435 nucleotides. RefSeq names its product thiolase. Lineage: Eukaryota; Fungi; Basidiomycota; Exobasidiomycetes; Entylomatales. Gene Ontology annotation, molecular function: acetyl-CoA C-acetyltransferase activity. The coding region runs from base 169 to 1392 and encodes 407 amino acids. The transcript has 5 exons. The record is from RefSeq and is a predicted model, not a curated record. Gene Ontology annotation, biological process: fatty acid beta-oxidation.